CCUAAUCCCACUCCUCCUCCCUCUCUUUCCUUUUCCCAUUUCUCUCUAAGUCUCCCUGCUGUUGCCAAAAGCACUUGUUCUUCUAUAAUGGAGAAAAAUGGCCGCGAGAAGAAGCCGCUGCUUCUCGGCCGGUACGAGGUCGGUAAGCUCCUCGGUCAGGGCAAUUUUGCCAAGGUUUAUUACGCGGUGAAUAAACUCACCGCUGACGAGGUAGCGAUCAAAGUUAUAGACAAAGAGAAAAUAUUCAAGUCUGGCCUGGUGGCGCAUAUCAAGCGCGAAAUUGCGGUCCUCCGCCGCGUCCGCCACCCGAACAUCGUCCAGCUCUUCGAGGUCAUGGCGACCAAGUCGAAGAUCUACUUCGUCAUGGAGUACGUCCGCGGCGGCGAGCUCUUCAACAAGGUGGCGAAGGGCCGCCUCCGGGAGGAGCUCGCGCGCAAGUACUUCCAGCAGUUGAUCGCUGCGGUCGCCUUCUGCCACGCCCGCGGCGUCUACCACCGCGACAUCAAGCCCGAGAACCUCCUCCUUGACGAGAACGGCGACCUGAAGGUGUCCGAUUUCGGCCUCAGCGCCGUCGCCGACCAGAUGUGGCAAGACGGGCUGUUCCAUACCUUCUGCGGCACGCCCGCUUACGUCGCGCCCGAGGUGCUGGCGCAGAAGGGCUACGACGCCGCCAAGGCCGACGUGUGGUCGUGCGGAGUCGUUCUCUUUGCCCUCAUGGCUGGGUAUCUUCCGUUCCAGGACCCGAAUCUCAUGGUGAUGUACCGGAAGAUCUACAAAGGCGAAUUCCGGUCCCCGCGGUGGUUCUCCCCGGACCUAAUCCGCCUCCUCCACCGCAUCCUCGACACGAACCCGAGCCGGCGCAUCACCAUCCCGGAGAUCAUGGAGAACCGGUGGUUCCGGAAGGAUCUCCGGUGUGUCCGAUUCUACAUCGAGGGCGACACGCUCCACAGCCUCGACGACACCGACUUGCCGCCGUCCGAGCCCGAAUGGGAUCCCCCGUCUCUCGUGCCCACCACGCCGUCCACCUCCACCACGCUCUCCACCUCCGCCUCAGCGCCGUCAUUGCUAUCGCAAAAGAAGUACGGCCUAGGAAUGCGGAGGCCGGCGAGUUUGAACGCGUUCGACAUAAUCUCCUUCUCCGCGGGGUUCGACUUGUCGGGGCUGUUCGAGGAGAAGGGGGAGGAGAGGCGGUUCGUGUCGGGUGCGCCGGUGCGGAUCGCGAGGACGGUGAGCUUCACGGUGCGGACGAAGGAUUGCCGGGUGAGCCUGGAGGGGACGAGGGAGGGGGAGAAGGGCCGUCUUUCAAUCGUCGCCGAGAUCUUCGAGCUGACGCCGUCGCUGGUGGUCGUGGAGGUGCGGAAGAAGGCCGGCGACCGUGCGGAGUAUGAGGAAUUCUGCGACAAGGAGCUCGCCCCCGGGCUCCGUAAGCUUAUGUAUGGGCACACGGAGGCCAAGGACGAGGACAACGACGACGGCGACGACAGCGUCGAAGAUGAGAACGUUGUUUCUUCGGACACAGAGUAAUAAAAAUAUUAUUCACUUUUUUUUUUUCUUUUUUUGGGUAAAAUGUAUAGAAACUGCAUCAAUUAUAGGCUAUUUUGAUAUAAGUUCCGCGGCUUUAUUUCUUUGGAUUGGUA
Messenger RNA from Ananas comosus (pineapple), 1637 nucleotides. Its product is annotated as CBL-interacting serine/threonine-protein kinase 12-like. The coding region runs from base 88 to 1524 and encodes 478 amino acids. Gene Ontology annotation, molecular function: ATP binding; protein kinase activity. The transcript is spliced from 2 exons. Gene Ontology annotation, biological process: protein phosphorylation; signal transduction. The record is from RefSeq and is a predicted model, not a curated record. Lineage: Eukaryota; Viridiplantae; Streptophyta; Magnoliopsida; Poales; Bromeliaceae.